Messenger RNA from Didymodactylos carnosus, 2842 nucleotides. The record is from the annotation of a GenBank genome assembly. NCBI's taxonomy places the organism in Eukaryota, Metazoa, Rotifera, Eurotatoria, Philodinida, Philodinidae.
CAAAUUAAUGUUCUCUAUCGAACUACGCUAGAAUCAACUCUUCAUAUCAAAAAAUGAAGUUUUUAUUGAAAUUUUAAAAAUAGGGCAAAAAACCCGAAAAAAACUUAAAAUUUUUUUUUAUCAAAAAUCAUAAAUCCGGGAACUGAACGCUUUGUUGAGACGUAUACUUGGAAGUGUCCUCCACAAACUGCUGGAAAAAAACGGGUGGGCCCCCCCCCUUAAUAUACAUGUGAAACAGUCAAUUAAGUUAUCAUAACUUCUCACUCCUGUUAGAUUGUAAUUAUAUACGAUGAUAUUUAUACAUGCUGAUGUAUACGUAUACCCUAUUACUUUUCCUUUGCUAAGCUACUUACAUAAUCAUAGAUCACUAGUUAAUAAAGUAGUGUCAGUUUAUUUAAAGAGGAUAAUAAAAUUCAAUAUGACUCCUCUAGCUACAUACAUACAUACUUCAGUCCAAAGAAGAAACGAAAAGCAUAAGAUGGAGAUAAACAGCUCACACAAAGAGAAAGAUAAUCGAACAGAAGUUCCCUGAAAUUUGUCGGAUGGUUCGAAUAUCAUAUUGUCAGAUUUUUCAACUUGCACACCCACGUCAAUGAGUUUUUCUUCGCCUGGUCGAAUAGUCGCAUGAUUAAUUAAUAAAACUGGAUACUGAAUGUGUUCAGGGUCUUCGAACUAAAGUGAAACUGAUGUUCCUUUAACAAAAACUCUUCGAUCAACACCAUCGAUAUUUAUUUUAUUCUUCUGUAUCCAGUCAUUUCCUGAAAUAGUAUAUUAGUGACCAAAUUUGUUGAGACUUCAGCAGUUACGUAGGACCUAUGUCAACAAUGAGAUCAACUGUAUCGGUUGUGUGGAUCGCAGUGUUUGUAGCUGUCAUGAAUGUGUUCGCACUUUUUUGGAUUUUCCGAUGUCGUAGGUGCUUUAAGACGUUCUGAUGGAUAAUUGUUGUGACGGCGCCGUGUUCACAAUAGCUGUUUGCGGCAUGUUAUUGAUGCGAACUUUGAUAAUAACUGGACACGCUGAUGGCUAUUGUUUUUUCAUUCAGGUGCCCCCGCUACGCGUUUAAAUGGUUUUGUGGAUAACUGUAAGCCUGAUGGAUAGCCCACAUUUAAAACAGCCAUUGUGUUUUUUAUGCAUACAGUUAAUUGUUUGAUGAUUUGAGCGUCCACAGAUUAAGUACCGGUCGUAACAAUACUGUUGCUUGGCUUGAAUCCAUCGCAGAAUGCUCGAGCGUUCGACUUGAUGUUGAAUGCGCUUGUUGAGUUUGAUUAUUCAAAUUAUGUUGUUCAAUGCAGCAGACACACUGACUCCAGCAUAGCUUUUAAAAAUUCCACUAUCGGAGGAAUCUUUAAAAAUAUUGCCACCGGCAGAAACUAAUCAACAACGAUAUUUUUCAUAAGAUAAUAGUUCAAUAGCAACUUCUUUUGUGAUGCCAUCACGCACUAAUCCAUAUAUCCCCCCCUCCCCCCAUAAUAGAAGACCACUGAAAAUUAUAUGACUUGAAAGCGAAAUAGAAGACCAGUGGUCUUCUAUUUCAGAAUUAGUGGUGCACUAGUGCAGAAUUAUUCGGCACUGGUGCGCAUCAGUGCCAGGAAAAUUUUCAAGUUUCACACUGAUGCGCAUCGGUUCGAAACAAAAACUAACAUUUGACACCGGUGCGCACCAGUGCUGCACAAAAGCCGAUAAUUAUUUUCUUUUGUAGGGUAGUAGUUAUAUGAUAAUACAUUAUGAGCAAAAAAAUGUGGUUUAAUCUUUCUAGUUUUUUUUAUAUUUUUUUAUUAUUUAUAUUGAUGAUUAAUCGCUAUGUUUUUGCCAUUAGCAUUAUUAGUCCGUUAAGGCCGUCCUUGCGGUGACAAUGCCAAGAUAUUUUGACAUAGCAAUAGUGAGAGAGAAUUUAAUGAGCGCUAAUUCCACAAAGCUAAUUCACAGUUUAAGUGUCUGGGCGGCGAUUAUAACGCCUCAGCUCUUAAGUUUUUGUUGGACGUACACUUUCAAAUAUAGAUUACAAAUCCGGAAUUUAUUUUGAAAAAAAGUAUGUAUUCAGCGUGAAAGUUAAACUGUAAACCCUUUUUCUAUUCUACUCGUCUCGUCUGUAUUCUGUGACAUUUUUCUUUGUUUUUUUGUUAAGGUUGAUGCCCUAGCUCGUUCACAACACUUGGAUGAAGCACAAUCGAUCAUAGAAAAUUAUGAAAAAACGAAUGAACGUCUUGUUGUUAUGUGGAUGCCAUUACUUAGUGCAUGUCGAACAUAUAAACAAGAUAAAAAAGCAAAAGAAAUCUACGAUAAAAUAAAUGAUAUGAAAAACAUAAGUAAUCGUUAUUUAGCAUCUGUUAAUGUUUUAAUGGGAAACACAUAUGCAUCAGUAGGUAAAUAUUAUAAAGCUGAAUCUGUUCGAUGGAAAAUGGCUCAUGAAAAUAUAAGAAAAAUACCGGGCAUGACAUGGAUAGAAAUCGAUGGUGUUAGUCAUUCGUUUUAUGCACAUGACACAUCUCAUCCAAAAUCAAAUGAAAUCUAUAAUGAAUUAGGUAAAUUACAACAAGAUUUAAUUGAUUAUGGUCACAGAUUUGACUUUAGUUUAAUAUCACGCCGUGUUAAAAUAGAAUAUGGUGAAACACCAUUAUCUGUUAUAAUGGGACAUAGUGAAAAAUUGGCUAUAGCUUAUGGUCUUAUAUCAACUAAAGAAAAUGAACCAUUAUUACUAGCUAAAAAUCUAAGAAUAUGUCCUGAUUGUCAUACAGCAACAAAAUUAAUAUCAAAAAUUCGUCAACGAGAAAUAAAUAUUCGAGAUGCCAACCGAUUCCAUAAAUUUAAAAAUGGGCAAUGUUCAUGUAAUGAUUUUUUCUGA